This is a messenger RNA of Botrytis fragariae, 2898 nucleotides long. Its product is annotated as putative dna mismatch repair protein. Gene Ontology annotation, biological process: mismatch repair. Gene Ontology annotation, cellular component: mismatch repair complex. The transcript has 2 exons. The record is from RefSeq and is a predicted model, not a curated record. NCBI's taxonomy places the organism in Eukaryota, Fungi, Ascomycota, Leotiomycetes, Helotiales, Sclerotiniaceae. Gene Ontology annotation, molecular function: ATP hydrolysis activity; ATP-dependent DNA damage sensor activity; ATP binding. The coding region runs from base 1 to 2898 and encodes 965 amino acids.
AUGUCUAUACGACCAUUGCCUUCAGAUGUAAUAGCACAAAUAAAAUCCUCUUCAACCAUUACCAGCCUUAAUGGUGUCAUCUUUGAGCUUGUUAAGAAUUGUUUGGAUGCUUGUUGCUCCAGGAUCGAUAUUGAUGUAGAUUAUAGUCGUGGAAGUUGUACAGUAGAGGACAAUGGACUUGGUAUAUCGCCAUCAGAAUUCGGGGAGAAUGGAGGCUUGGGAAAGCUCUACCAUUCUUCGAAGCUGAACACGUCGAAUCCAACUCAUGGGGGCUACGGAACGUUCAUUGCCUCAUUAUCUGCUUUAUCCUUACUCUCAAUUACUUCGCAUCACCAUCUGCAUCACUCGCACAAUUCAAUAAAUAUGCAUAGAUCCGUAAUUGUGUCACGUCAAACCCCAGCCCCCGAUCAACAUCAUCUUGCUUCUUUUGAACAUGGUACACGUGUUACUGUCCGAAAUCUGUUCGGCAGUAUGCCAGUCCGCGUAAAGCAGAGAGCGAUUGCCUCUGGAAACCGGCAGGUUAUUGCUCGGAUGUGGGAUGGUCUACGUAGAGACAUUGUCUCGCUGUUGCUCGCAUGGCCAAAAAAUAUCUCAUUGUCUAUAAAGGAAAAUGGUACAGACCAGAAAUUUAUCAUCCGAAGGUCUCUUGCAACAUCUGAAUGGCGCCCAGUUGGUAGUGUUGAUCUGUUUAAUACUUGCAGUAUACUCUCCAAAGCCUCAUAUAUCGCAAUUGAUGAAAAGUCGUCCUGGAUACCUGUAAGUGGUUCUACGUCAAACUUGAUUGUAAAUGGCGCGAUUUCUUUGAUCCCAAAUGCGACCAAACACAUCCAGUUUCUAGCAUUUGGAAUAGAACCUUUGAUUUCUCAAGACAACUGCAAUUUCCUUUACGAAGAAAUUAAUCGGUGGUUCCUUAAUUCUUCGUUCGGAAAUCAAGAAGAGGCAUAUGAGCUUGAUGAAGUUGAACUGAAAAGGAGAUCCAAGGACCGAAGGUAUAAGGGUGAUGGAUACACCGACAAAGAGCUCAAAGGUGGGAGGAAGAGUGUUGAUCGAUGGCCAAUGUUUUACAUCAAUGUUCACAAAGUCGAUCAACCAAAGCAUGCGAGAUUGAAUCUUGACGAAGUGUUAGACGAGAAGCGAAAUACUCUCGAUAAGAUUCUGGAAUUUUUACAGGCGAUUAUCCUAGAAUUCUUGACCAUGAAUCAUUUUCGGCCGAAACUUGCACCCGAGAAUCGCAUUAAGAGAUUAGAAUUAGCCACUUCAUUGACAAAUUCGGAAAUUCUGGAGCAAAGUGGACCAACCAAGACCAACCAAUCUUGUCAAGAUACGAACACCAUCUCAACUACGUCUGAGCAUUACAAUAAUGGCGACGAGAUCCAAAGCCAAAAAAGAGCAAGAAUAGACACGCUGGGAACGAAAGUAAAGCUUCCUUCUUUUCGUCAGUCGCGUUUCGCGUUUGAUUCCCCUUUUGAGUCUUGGUCAAAAAUAAAAAAAGGGAUUGAACAACCACAUAGAAAGUUUACAGAUACGCCAGAAAGCUUUAGUACACCGGCACAAGUUAGCUCGGAAGUGGAGGUGCGAGCAGCAACACCUUUGGUUUCCAAAUCAGGACAAUUGACUCGAUGUCCUUUCGAAGAAAGUCAAACUCCAGUCUCCAAAGCAACGUCAUUCACUAAUAACGCGCAAGAAUCAGAUGCGAGUAGAGAUGAAUUGGUUGUAUGGGUCAAUCCUUCAAACAAGGUCAAAUCUCUAGUAAAUAGGCGAACGGGCCUUGUAGUAUCUGAAAAGAAAGAGGACAGAAAGGACGGGAAACAACUUAUUUCCAAUUCAUCUUCUCGUUUGACUGCGACCAAAAAGUCUCUCGCAAGCGAUAGACAGCCAAUUCCAUGGAUCGAUGACAUUCUGAAUAGGUGGGAAAAUCCAGUUUUUGCUCCUGUUGAACCCUCAAUACCUCAAAUUUCAAUUGAUGGCUUGGAUCUGGAGACGCAAGAAAUUAUACAUGGCCGUCAUCAACACUGUUCACAAGUUGAAGUCGAGAAGGCAUUCAAAGAAACUUCGUCAGGACUUCAUGGGCGCAUCUCAAAAGAUGCUUUGAAAAAUGUAGAGAUCAUCUCACAAGUAGAUAAAAAGUUUAUUCUAGCCAACGUUCGAAGAAGAUCUGUGGCUGGAGAAGAUUCGAGUUCUCUUCUUGUGAUUAUCGAUCAGCACGCAGCGGACGAACGAAUUCGAAUAGAAAAUCUUUUGUCUGAUUUUCUUACAUACCCCACAGUCUCAAAUAUUCCAGCCUCAGCAUCAGUAUUCACUACUCCUCUUGAGAAGCCCAUCAGCUUUGAUAUCUCAACAAAAGAUUCUCAACUUUUUCGUACCUACAUGAAUCAUUUCUCCUAUUGGGGGAUCAUUUAUUCCGUUUCGUCGAUGGCUGCCAUUAUCACCGUCCAAUAUCUUCCACCUUUGAUAACGGCAAGACUUAUCGCAAAUCCAAACCUACUCCUUCAUAUUCUCCGUACAGAGCUUUACUCGUAUCAUGGUAAUCCAACGUCACAUCCUCCCAUCACCUCAGAAUCCACUUGGAUCGAGAGGAUCGCCCACAUCCCAAAAAGUAUCUUGGAGCUGUUGAGUAGCAGAGCUUGUAGGACUGCAAUUAUGUUUAAUGAUGAACUUGGUGUUGAUGAGUGCAGGGAGUUGGUUAGAAGAUUGUCAAAUUGCAAGUUUCCUUUCAUGUGUGCACAUGGGCGAGUGAGCAUGGUACCACUUGGGGACCUUGAGAUGAUGACAAAAAUGAGAGGAGGUGGUGAUCAUUCACAUUCAGUACGGUUUGAUCAGGGAAACAAAACUGGGAGUAGUGAUGGAGAGUUUGGUACUGAAUGGGGAAAAUGGUUGAGCCAGCGAAGAAAUACAUAA